UGCUGGGCUCCCCACGCCAUGUUCUCGGUGCUCUCGUAUGGCAGGCUGGUAGCCCGGGCAGUCCUGGGCGGCCUUUCGCAGACCGACUCCCGUGACUACAGCUUGGUGACAGCCAGCUGUGGCUUUGGCAAAGAUUUCCGUAAGGGCAUCCUCAAGAAAGGCAUGUGCUACGGGGACGACGCCUGCUUCGUGGCCCGGCAUCGCACGGCAGAUGUGCUGGGGGUAGCAGAUGGCGUUGGUGGCUGGAGAGACUAUGGGGUUGACCCUUCUCAGUUCUCAGGGACUCUAAUGCGAACUUGUGAACGUUUAGUUAAAGAAGGACGGUUUGUACCAAGCAAUCCUGUUGGGAUCCUCACCGCAGGUUAUUGUGAGCUGCUGCAGAACAAAGUACCUUUGCUUGGAAGCAGCACAGCAUGUAUAGUUGUUCUGGACAGAACAAGUCACCGUUUACAUACAGCAAACUUGGGAGAUUCUGGAUUUUUGGUGGUCAGGGGAGGAGAAGUAGUCCAUCGAUCUGAUGAGCAGCAGCAUUACUUCAACACUCCGUUCCAACUGUCAAUAGCUCCACCAGAAGCAGAAGGAGUUGUCUUAAGUGACAGCCCUGAUGCUGCUGAUAGUACUUCUUUUGAUGUCCAACUUGGAGACAUUAUCUUGACUGCGACAGACGGACUGUUUGACAACAUGCCUGACUACAUGAUUCUGCAGGAGUUAAAAAAGCUCAAGAACUCCAACUAUGAGAGUAUACAGCAGACUGCCAGAAGCAUUGCUGAGCAAGCUCACGAGUUGGCAUAUGAUCCCACUUACAUGUCGCCAUUUGCACAGUUUGCAUGUGACAAUGGAUUGAACGUGAGAGGGGGAAAACCAGAUGACAUCACCGUCCUUCUUUCUAUUGUAGCCGAGUACACAGACUGACCUGCCCGCGUGUUGGCUCCUGACGUUCCGUUGUCCCUGAGCUCCCAGCCUCACGCGCACGGUUUCCUGCUGGCAGGAUCGCUUUCUUCCUUCGCAGCCGAUCUCAGCAGCCAGUUCUCGAGCUCGUUGCCUGUCCUCAGACACAACUGACGUCCUUGUUCAGAACCACUCUCGUAGUACACUGGUCUUUGUCUGCCAGCAAGAGAUAAAGAAGCUCAAGGCUUGAAGCAUGUCUUUCAGAGCUUAGUCGUUGCUGUUAAGAGGGGGAGGAUCAAUCCCACAUUGUUUCUGCCUUUGAGAGGUGACUUUGAAAGGAGUAGAAUUGGGUUAUCAUCUUUCAAACUAGAUUCAAUAGCUACAACCUCUGCAAGAGGGCAUAUUACUCUAUUUACUCGAAACGCUCACUGUUUGUUAGGGGGUAUGUUGCAGACCACAGUUCCAUAAGCGUAGUCUCGUUACAGUGAUAGCUGAGGUUUCGUGUUUCCAAGCUCCAAUUUUCAGGAGAUUUCUAACUGCUGUAAACAUUCUGCUCUUGCCAUCCAUGGUGUCAGCCUAAGAGCCUUUUCUAGUAUGGAAUUCCAAACCAACAUAGUUUAAGUUAGGUGG
Molecule: messenger RNA, 1518 nt
Organism: Indicator indicator
Lineage: Eukaryota; Metazoa; Chordata; Aves; Piciformes; Indicatoridae
Gene: PPTC7
Product: protein phosphatase targeting COQ7
Exons: 6
Coding region: 19-912 (297 amino acids)
Source: RefSeq, a predicted model, not a curated record